Daphnia magna is the source of this 3014-nucleotide messenger RNA. Its product is annotated as glutamate receptor ionotropic, kainate 2. The record is from RefSeq and is a predicted model, not a curated record. Gene Ontology annotation, molecular function: ligand-gated monoatomic ion channel activity. Lineage: Eukaryota; Metazoa; Arthropoda; Branchiopoda; Diplostraca; Daphniidae. Gene Ontology annotation, cellular component: membrane.
AUUACAUUCCUUUUCCCAUAUCCUAUCGUGUAACAUCCAUGUCUUCAUAGAUUGAAAGCAUUUCAAUCUAUGUUAAGACUGGUACCUUUUGUCAGGGACAGGAAAUCUUUUUUUAUUUUAAUUUUUUGUUAAAGUUGGGAGUUGUAUAUUUUAUGUCCAUAGAUUGUUCCUGGAAAAUCAGGCCAGCACCAUAAGGCUAUCAUACAAAUGGCAUGCAAAUGGGAAGGGUGCACAUAUUUUCCACUUGGUUGGUAAGUCAAAGGCUGCAUACAAAAGGUCAGUGGUGUUAUAGCGCUUUACUAGGUGAUAGACCGUGUGAUCUUCCAUAAGUUAUUACGUACUUUUAAAAUAUCAAGUGUUCUCGGCAUUGUUUGAUACGUUCCUGAACUUGUUGCUAAGACAUGCGUGUCUAGACUGCCCAGACAGUCAUACAUUUUACUAUUCAAAUCGAUUGGUUAUUGUUUUAUACUUUCCUUUUUCAGGCCAUGUCAAGCGACAGUCUUCUGUCACCUCACGAUGCGGUGAUGGUCUUCGUCGUAUAGAGGAUUUUUAAGUAAACGAUUCUUCGUGUCAUUGUGAUCUAAAGAACCAAGGUAUGCAAAUAUCUUGAAAAUGGAUUUGUGAAACCAGAUUGGCUCGCAUCACGCCCAUUUCCACACAUGGGGUUCAACACUGUGGUAUAACAAAAUCUUGACAAGAUCCUGACCAUUGUGCAACAUUCUUAAUUAGAACUUGUGGCACACUCCCCAAAUCAAUUGACGCUUCCGACGCUAGCCAUCCUCACGUGUACAGCAUUUCUGUUUUCCGUCAAGAAAGUACAGCUAUUCUUUUGAAUAUUCUGUAUAUCAUCGUUGCCAUGACUAGUUUUCUUCUGAUGCUCGAUCAAUUCGUCAGUUAAAGGUAUUUAAACGAAUUUCCCUUUCUAGCAAGCGCAGUUGAGCUUCAAACCUCCUAUUGUUUCUCAAUGGCUCCGCCCAAGUUAAUACCAUUUAAAUUAAUCCUUUUAUUGGUUAUUGUAAUUGCCGAUAAAUACCAGAGCUCAUUAGCUUCAACGCCAAAUCCUCUCAAAGGCCAACACAUUCGUAUUAUCUGGCCUCGUUGGGAAGGUAAUCCUAAAGGACUUUCUGGUCCGCUCAAGGGUGGAGUCAUCAUUGAGUACUUGGCAGCGCGAUUAAGUUUUACUUACGAAAUGGUGAGAAUCACGGAAAACAGGAUUGAGCCUGCUCCGAAACAAAGAGGACUUUUUGAGUAUUUGUGGGAUGGAAGAUGCGAUUUUUUGGCUACAGCCGUUGUCCAAACAUGGGAGCGCAAUAAGGUCGUCGAUUUGACUAUGCCUUGGGAAUACACAACGCUCAGUUUUCUGAUUCCCGUUCCUAUAGAGAUACCCAACAUCAAAUCUGUCGUCAAGCCAUUCCAGUGGCCGGUUUGGGUUGGACUAAUCGUGACAGCCAUUUGCGUCGUUGUCGUUUUGAAUGUAAUUCAACGAUGUUUGGAAUACAUGGAACAUCGUUCCUUACCUGAGACAGUGUCUGCAACGGAUCCUUGCACACAUUUCCCAGGAAACAACAGUCGUUUGAAUGGACAAGCUGGAAAACAAUACCUUUACGUUUUGGGAAAUUUACUGUCACAAGGUGGACCUUGUGCGUCUAAUCGAUUACCUUUUCGUCUUGUCGCCGGUAUUUGGACGUUGGCGGCGUUCAUUUUCGUUCAAGCGUACACGUCGAUUCUUUUCACGUAUGUAGUGGCUCCAGUCAGUUUACCGCUCAUCAAUUCCAUCUAUGACAUCGCUGAUAGUGAUGAUAUCAAUUUACUGAUGAAGAAAGCAGGGACUCCGGAUGAGAUGUUUAUGAAUAAUAAUUGGACGGGAGUUUACGAGAAAAUUCGGAACAGGGUCAAUUCAUUCCCACAUUCUCGUUGCGUUUUGGUAUCCGAUUGCAUCAAGUUCAUUUCACCGGGAUUACGAAACGUCUUUAUCGACGGGUUACCUUACCAACUGGACGCCAUUAAGCAAGACUUCGAAAAAACUGGGAAAUGCAAUUUUCAACUGGCAAGGGACAGCUAUUCGACCCUACCGGUCGCAAUGGCUUUACCAAAACACAGUCCCUACACCAACCCCAUCAGCAAAAGCUUCUUGGAACUACAGGAAAGCGGAUUGGUCAACCACUGGGAUCUGUGGUUCCGUCCAAUGCCGGUUCAAUGUAUGGAAAAUUUCAAAUCGAGUCGAUUGAAAUCUUCAAGGAGUGAAAAGCAUCUGCCGUUGUCGCUUAAGAAUUUGACUGGCGCCUUUCUUGUCCUUUCGGUUGGCAUCAGCGUCGCCUUCUUGGCUUUUCUUUGCGAGCGAAUUAUUUCAAUGGCUGGACGUCAACGGCCUUGCCAACGCAUUUAACUGCAUACUUUAAACCAAUAAUGACGUCGUUUUAGGAAUUCAUUGAAAUUUUGCCAAGAACAUCUAUAUUUUGGCUGAAUUCACGAUUCAUAGUUAAUCCAUUGUAGAACAUAUAACUAUAGUUGCCUAGUUGCCUUAUCCUGCGCUAGAACAAGUAGCUUCUGACAUUUUUUCUUUCUAAAUAUUCUGGCCACCGCAAAUCAUUUUGGGGACAUGAAUUGUUGUAGACCAGGUGUUCCGACACCUGCCAGGCUAUUCUGCACAAUCUCUUGCACAAUCGACGGUGGAUCCAACUGGAAUAUCCCGGCUCAAUCGUUCCAAUUUAUUGAAGUUUAAUAGUCUGUUAACCGUGUCGUAUUUCCCAACUGUUUUAAAGACUACCCCACCGGCGUGAAAUAAUCUCAACGCCAACUUUAAAAAAAUGGUGGCAAAUAAAAGUGGGCGUAAGAAUGGUUGACAAUGAAAGCAUUGUCUGUGAUAGUCGUUUGAUCAUAUGUCGAGUUUUAAAGGUCGUUUGUAGGCUGUGUAGGCGUUGUGUGACAGAUUGUUGGCUCUGUCCCCAAACACGACAUAUGUACAACACAUUCUGAAUAAGUAGGUGACUGCACAAUACAUGAUAUAAUUUUAG